Lingula anatina is the source of this 1850-nucleotide messenger RNA. RefSeq lists its product as uncharacterized. NCBI's taxonomy places the organism in Eukaryota, Metazoa, Brachiopoda, Lingulata, Lingulida, Lingulidae. The record is from RefSeq and is a predicted model, not a curated record.
AUAGCGGUUUGCAACAAACAACGAAUCUCCGCAAAAUAAUAGGCCUUAUAUAUUUGGAAAAUGAAUCAAAUGUACCUUGCUUGGCAUGGUCAAAGGAAUCAGCUACAGCCUUGUGGUGUGGUUUGGCGUUUUUACCCUGCUAACACUGGAGAGAGCGGAUAACAUAUAAUGUUUUUCGAGUUGCGCAACUGAGUUAAAUCGAGUUUUACAUUAGUUACACAACGGGAAGCAGUGCCGCGACAGGACAACUAACAAGUGGAAUAAAUCAUUCUUGAUAAUCAUUCGAUAAUUUGAAACUAAGACAAUGUUUUCUCCCAAUUCGAUUAAAUAUGCAGUGUUAUUUUGCAACACUUUGUUGAUUUUGACGGUUGAUUGUUUGUCGUCACAAAACAAGGGCGAAAGGGGCACUUCCUAUUUCAGAAACUCAACCGCCGAAGGAGUAAUACUCUCAUUUAAUGAUAUUAACAACGCGAGCUUUAAAACGCAACGAGUUAAAUUUGGACUGUUUUCGGGUAAACUUGACAACCGGUACGAUAAAGAGGUAAAUUUACGGAUUUCGGUUAAACUACCUUAUGUGCGUGACCUACGGAAACACCUAUUAAUGAUGCGCAUGCGCACAGGUGGCAAGGCGUUUUCAAGAUACCGACCCACUGACUUAACUCAACUUCACAAAAAAGAUAAAUUAAUGCAGAAGAAACGACAAAAUAUAUGGUACUUUAUUACUCUAUCUAGUCCAGCAACCGACACUGUAUCGAGAGAGACACAUGCCAAAUCAAACAUAUCUCUUCAGAACGUGGAUAAUAAACGAACAGUUGAUAAAGAAAGAUACACGCAGGAAAAAAACUGGACUACACAUCCAUUUUAUGUGAGGAAAAUGCUUCAACAAAGAGCAGUAGAGGCGAAACAAGCGUUUUCAAACAAAAAAGCAGGCGCCGUUAACUACACAACUACACAAAUAAUCUUGCGGCCGAAUCAUCAGCCAAAUUAUUUAUUGAUGAACCAAAGAAGAAUGCCAGGUACACUACUGUUACGCCCCCGACGACAGGCGUCCACUGAACAGAAAACUGUCAAGGUCGACUGGGGCCUGGGGAGGGGCUUAAAACUCUGGGAAAUCGCUGCCAUCGUCGCCGGAUGUGGUCUUUUUGUAACGCUCGUUAUCAUUGGUGUGAUCUGGAGCUGCUGCGCGUGGUCAAGUGCACGCAAUCCAGCUUUACCAGCCAGAAGUCCGUAUGGGGGUGUGGAAGCUGACAAGAGGCGUCCGUCCAUGAUGAAUCCGCACUACAACCAGAAAGCAGAUAGUUUAUUUAAGAGAGAGGCACUCCGCAGCGGAGCCGCUGACGGGACGCCCUAUUAUGGAUCUCGCAGAGGGACGCAAGUUUGGUCACCGAAGCCCGACGACGCACCAAAUCAAAAACAUUAUUUGGUAUCCCCGACGCCUGUCCUCAGGUCCUAUACGCCGAGAAACAGUUUUAGCAUGGUGCCCGUGAUAAUGCCUCCUCAGGACCACGACGGCAACCACGGGGCGAGCCCAGUCCUUCCUCACCGAAGGGAAGUCAUGGAACCAAUCCAAGGGUCGCCGGUGCAGGAACGUCGAUGGAGUGGAGCCAGUCAGGGCAGGAGUGCUGCAUUUCCAACUAUUAAGGAAAAAGAAACUUUAAGCGCGUCGCCUUCGCCGGAGCCAAAAACACCAAAGAAGUACGACAACGGCCGAAGAAGCGGACGAUCUGUACGCCGCAUUAGUGCUAUUUCACUGUCAGAGAAUAUGGACACAUUCAAACAAAUACCCUGGGGAGACAUUAGUGCACCGAAAGAUGCGUUUGGGGCAGGUUGAUUUUGAUGACACUUUGAUG